Molecule: messenger RNA, 4095 nt
Organism: Haliotis rubra (blacklip abalone)
Lineage: Eukaryota; Metazoa; Mollusca; Gastropoda; Lepetellida; Haliotidae
Product: protein O-mannosyl-transferase TMTC1-like
Exons: 19
Coding region: 126-2756 (876 amino acids)
Biological process (GO): protein O-linked glycosylation via mannose
Molecular function (GO): mannosyltransferase activity; protein binding
Source: RefSeq, a predicted model, not a curated record
AACUCGCCGGGGGCAGCGUGUAUAUAAACUGAGUUUGAUGUCAUGGUGUGCAAUCUUCUCUUGGAUGUAGGAGAGGCAUUUCACAGAGGAAACCACCUCACUGAUUUCACGCCUGAUGUACAAUCAUGGUGUUCAACAAUAAUAUUGUGAAGAAACCGAGAGUUAAAGUUUCCAAAUGGGCGGGGCAAAUAGAUGCUCUUCUGUGUGUUUUGACAGCGAUCGUCGCCGGCGGGUGCUAUCUUAAUAGCUUGAAUGGAGAUUUCGUGCAUGAUGAUAUCUAUGCAAUUAAAAACAAUCCUGAUGUUAAUGGACAGUCAGAAUGGACGGAAAUAUUUACCAAUGAUUUUUGGGGCAGACCAAUGCAGGACAACUCGAGCCAUAAGUCGUACAGGCCAUUGACAGUACUGACAUUCAGAUUGGAUUACAGUCUAAGCAAUGGCAUUGCUUCGUGGUUCCACGUCAUCAAUGUGAUCCUUCAUUCCAUUGUCACCAUGCUUUUCACAUACAUGUGUCGGAGCGUGUUCUCCAUCCCAAGAGAGUGCUCCACCACUGCGGGGCUGUUGUUUGCUGUGCACCCAGUUCACUCCGAGGCAGUUGCAGGAAUUGUGGGAAGGGCAGAACUGUUGGCAGCUGUUUUCUUCCUUCUGGCUCUCAUCUGUUAUGUCAAAUCAAUCGAUGUAAAGCAUAACUACGAAACUCCUGAUUUCCCAGUUACCCAGCAUCCUGUGCUGCUGGUUGCCAUGGUGAUAUGUACAGUGGCAGCCAUGUUGUUCAAGGAACAUGGAGUGACAGUGAUUGGUGUGUGUGGCUUGCUGGAUGUAACCAUCUUCUGCAGGAAGGGAAUCAUCAGGGUGCUGACUGAGAGGUCUGAAGCAGCCAUGAUGAGGAUGAGUCCCCUGAUGGCCAGGUUCCUGGUGCUCAUCUCCACUCUUCUCUGCCUCCUGAUAUUCCGAAUCUGGAUCAUGGCUGGAGAACUUCCAGAAUUCCUGGAGCAGGACAAUCCCGCGUCCUUCUCUGACUCCCUCAUCACUCGAGUUCUGACCUACAACUACCUGUUUGCCUUCAACUCCUGGCUUCUACUGGCACCAGUCACUCUUUGUUAUGAUUGGACACUUGGCAGUAUCCCAUUGGUGGAGUCAGUUGCAGACCCCCGUAACUUAGCAACUUUGGUGCUAUUUGCCACAUUUGUCGUUAUUGGCUACAAGUGCGUCCAAGAUUUUAAAUCUCAGAAUGACAGUUAUCCCAGUGUGACGCUCCUGGCUUUGUCUCUACUUGUGAUUCCCUUCCUGCCAGCAUCCAAUCUCUUCUUCCGUGUGGGUUUUGUGGUUGCAGAAAGAAUCCUUUAUCUACCAAGCCUAGGGUUCAGCCUGCUGGUGGGGUAUGGGUUGAUGGUGUUGCUGCAACGAUGCCGGGACAACAGGAAGCACCUGAUGAUGGCCAUGCUGGCAUACCUGGCCAUUCUGGCCACCAAGACAUGGACUCAAAACACUGUCUGGAUGUCUAGAGAGGCCCUGUUUAGAUCGGGCGUGAAGACGAUGCCAAACAAUGCCAAGGUGCACUACAACUACGGCAACUACCUCAAAGACAUCGGCAACUCCCAGGAAGCUAUUCUACACUACCAGAAGUCACUCCAGCUCUACCCACACCAUGCCAGUGUCUACAACAACAUGGGCACAGUGGUGACCAAUCAGACGGAGGCAGAGAUACUGUACAAGAUGGCUCUCAAACUUCUACCCAAUCACAAGGGAGCUUACAUCAACCUGGGCCAACUAUUGUUCAAUCGGGGUGAGAGAGAGGAGGGGGUGCUGAUGGUGCAGAGGUCGCUGGACAUCGACGCUCACAACAUCGAUGGGCUGCUGGCGAUGGGGAAAAUGAUGAUGGAUGAACAGAGAUGGACGGAGGCAGAACACUACAUCAAGACUGCCAUCGUGGAGAAACCAUCCUUCGCCAAGGCCUAUAACUACUAUGGCGUGUUUCUACUGAGGAAAGGCCAGCUGAAGGAUGCGGUGACAUACUACCAGCAAGCCUACAAGCUGGACCAACUGGACACCAUAGCGAUGUCUAACGCAGCUGAUGGUCUUCGACAACUGGGGAGACUGGACGAAGCAGAGCAGCUACUGAGGCACUCCAAUGCCAUCAAGCCAGAUGUGAAGACCCUGGACCAACUGGCGAUGUUGUACUUCCGCACUGGUCAGAUGUCCAAGGCCCAGGAGGUGUAUGAGGAGCUGAUGGCCCAGUCCCCCAACAACACAGAUAUCAUCAUACACUAUGCUAAUGUGCUGAUACGGCAGAAUGAGUUGAACAAGGCAGAGCUGUAUGCAAUGCGAGUGCUAUCCCAUCAUCCUUCACACUUGGAAGCACUGCGAGCAGCAUCAAACAUCGCAGGGCUCAAAAGGAGAUACAAAGAGGCUGUGUACUACCUACGUGAGGCAGUAGCCCAAGCUGCUCUUCUCCAGAAGGACAAAACCUAUCGAGCCAUGUUGAGCUAUGACCUUGGAAACAUGUACAAGGAUCUGAAGGAGAUGGAGCUAGCUGCACAGUAUUACGAAGAGACCCUGCAGCUUGAUGCCUCCAAGUCCAAGGCUCACCUGAAUCUUGGUGCCAUAUAUCACUUGAAGGGCCAGUUUGCCAACGCCCGCCAUCACUAUGAAGCUGUACUGAAGCUGGACCCUGACGACCAACUGGUGAAACAGAAUCUCCUGAAGCUGGGCAGACUGGAGAAACAGCAAGCAGACGUCAACCACACCAAGCGCUGACAAGACUAGGGUUGUAGAUACAGGGUUCAUGCAUUUGAACGUCAGAUGUCACAGGGGAACAUCCUCCGAAGCAUUUGGCUUGGGCUUGAUAUAGCUGGAGAUGUUCCUUGUGCAAGGUACAAGGCGUACCUUUACCUACUGUGGCUGACAGAUUCUACAACACAGGUCUGUGACCUCCCGGAGAAGGUCCAACAUCCUGAGUGUCUCUGUGUCAGGGUUGUAGACUGGUCCGAUGUUUCAGUCAGGAGGCUUGCAUGAACUAAUGGUAUAGAACUUCAGUUUAACAAAGAUACUUGUUCAAACAGUUGAAUAUUCUGGCUAAGUAUGAUCCAGUUCUUCCGAUGACCACCAUCUACCACAAUGCUAACAUCUCCAUCUCAACUGAUGUCCACACAUGCCAGAAUGAUUGCAAGUCCUCUGUCUGGUUACGCAUAGAAUGCCACAAUGAAUAAAUCAUAUAAUUUUCUGUUUACAUAAGGAUGUACAGCAUCAUUUCAUUCACCUCAAGAUUCCCUGACCAUUAUGUAGUGCUACAAUCAUACAUAACUGUAUAGAUAUUAUAAGGACCAAAAUUAGAUACUUGUGUUUCCUGUGUUGUACAUCUGUGACAGUGACAGACAUAUCUGGCCAACUUCCUCACAGUGGGCUGGCAAUACUCAACUAGCUACCAAGUCUUCACUGCUGUGUUGCAGCCAAAGGAUUCUAUCAUUCUCAGACUUUCAUAAUAUUUGUUGUUUAGUGAAUUUUAUUUGAAUUUUGAUCAGUUUAGAAAUUAGGAGACAACUGUUUUCUGCCAUUGCUUUGUUAGUUGGUAGAUGGGUUUAUGUGAUAGACGAAGUUUGGAAUACCUUUAACAGAAUUAUAUUUUCAUGUACUGUACUAAAAUGUUGUUGUUAUUUUGUAAUAUUUAAUGCCUAUGGUGAAUCACAGCAUGUUUUACUCUACAGAACGUUAACAUUCAUGUUGUUUCUACAGUGUUACAAAUCUUCCAUAUGCAACAGUCCUUAACUGCUAAUGACAGUUUUGUUCUACUUAGGGUACCAAUAUGUUGUUUGACAAAAAAUCAUGAUUUGAUUGAUUUCAGACCAAAAAUGCCAAAACACUGUAUAUUGACAAUAUUGUAUAUGACACUGUGGCCAGAAACAAGUUGGUAGGAAACCAGUGUGUAUGCCUGUGACAACUGCCUAUCAAAAUCAGAAACAUUUAUUUAACUUCCCCUUUAAGUACAACACAGACUUGAAGUAAAACCAGAAAUUUGAAUUUUAUAGUGUACAGUUGUGGGCACUGAAAGCCCAGCUGUGUCAGGGGCACCAGCUCUAUGAUUCCUUGGGGGUAACUA